Molecule: messenger RNA, 2030 nt
Organism: Acaromyces ingoldii
Lineage: Eukaryota; Fungi; Basidiomycota; Exobasidiomycetes; Exobasidiales; Cryptobasidiaceae
Product: putative ADE17-5-aminoimidazole-4-carboxamide ribotide transformylase
Exons: 3
Coding region: 30-1847 (605 amino acids)
Biological process (GO): 'de novo' IMP biosynthetic process
Cellular component (GO): cytosol
Molecular function (GO): IMP cyclohydrolase activity; phosphoribosylaminoimidazolecarboxamide formyltransferase activity
Source: RefSeq, a predicted model, not a curated record
CACGAACCAUCUAAAAUAGGUCUUUCAUCAUGGCGGCAUCAGCAAAGCCCACGGCGAUCCUCUCAGUUUACGACAAGACUGGUUUGUUGGACCUGGCAAGGGGACUCGCCUCCAAGGGCGUCCGGCUCCUUGGUUCGGGCGGAACAGCAAAAAUGGUGCGCGAAGCCGGCAUGGAGAUCGGCGAUGUAAGCGACAUGACCAAGGCCCCAGAGAUGCUCGGAGGACGGGUCAAGACACUGCACCCGGCCGUCCACGGAGGUAUUCUGGCACAACUUACGAAGGAGUCCGAUGUCAAGGACCUCGACGCUCACAAGAUUGAGCCCAUUUCCAUCGUUGUAUGCAACCUCUACCCCUUUGAAGAUACGGUUGCCAAGUCGCCCGCCCCGAGCGUUGCUCAAGCAGUCGAGGAGGUCGACAUUGGCGGUGUGACGCUUCUGAGGGCAGCCGCAAAGAACCAUGAGCGGGUCUGGGUCCUUUCAGAUCCCAAUGACUAUGGCACUUUCUUGUCAAAUUUUGAAAAGGGCGGGCAGGAAGCUCAGAACAACCGCAACCUUCUUGCGCUCAAGGCCUUCACCCACACGGCUCAUUACGAUAAUGCGAUUAGCAACUACUUCAGGAAGCAAUACGCAUCGACGGCCAGCCCGGCGUCCAGGCUUGUCCAGCAGAUGCCGCUGCGGUACGGGGCCAAUCCGCACCAGAAGCCAGCGCAGGCAUACGUAACCGAGGGCGAGAUGCCAGUAAAGGCCCUCGCGGGGUCGCCGGGCUACAUCAACCUGCUCGACAGCCUCAAUGCCUAUGCCCUCGUCAAGGAGAUGGCUGAAGCAACGGGCCUACCUGCCGCUGCUUCUUUCAAGCACGUGUCCCCUGCCGGCGCCGCUGUUGGCGUGCCCCUGACGACUACAGAAGCUCGCGCCUUCUUCGUUGAUGAUCUCGGCGAACUCACCCCCUUGGCCACGGCUUAUGCUCGUGCUCGAGGCGCGGACCGCAUGUCGUCGUUUGGCGACAUCAUUGCUCUGUCGCACAAGUGCGACUACCAAACAGCCCGCAUUAUCGGACGUGAAGUCUCUGAUGGCAUCAUCGCGCCCGACUAUGAGCCCGAGGCACUCGAGGUGCUCCAGAAGAAAAAGGGCGGCAAGUACUGUGUGCUCAAGAUGGACGCCAGCUUCGUCCCCGCCGCCGUUGAGUCUCGCCAGGUUUACGGCAUCACACUCGAGCAGCGUCGGAAUGACGUCAAGAUUGAUAAAUCCCUCUUCGCCGACGUUGUGAGCGAGAAGAAAACCAUCACGGAGCAAAACCUCCUCGACAUGGUUGUGGCCACCCUCGCGCUCAAGUAUACCCAAUCCAACUCCGUGUCCUAUGCGCUGAACGGCCAAAUUGUGGGUCUCGGAGCCGGGCAGCAGUCUCGAAUCCAUUGCACGCGGCUGGCUGGCUCGAAAGUCGACAACUGGUGGCUGCGCCAGCACCCACGCACUUUGUCGCUGCCCUUCAAGAAGGGCGUGAAGAGGCCCGAGAAGAGCAAUGCCAUCGAUCUCUUCGUCGAGGGCACCCUCGAAGGCCCGGCAAUGCGCGACUCGGUCGAGCGCAAGGAGUGGGAGGCCAACUUUGAGCAGGUUCCUCCGGCGCUCUCGGCGGAAGAGAGAGCUGCUCAUCGGGCCACCCUCAGGGACGUCGUCUGUGCUUCUGACGCAUUCUUCCCCUUUGGCGACAAUGUCGAGGAAGCCGCCAGACACGGAGCAGGCUUCUUGGCGGCACCGGGUGGCUCUGCCCGCGAUCAGGACUGUCUGGACGUUGCCAACCGACACGGCAUGGUCUAUGUCCGCACCCAGCUGCGCCUCUUCCAUCACUAGGCAAAUCUCGCUCGUUCUGUAGCCUGGCUUAGAAUUGAUCUUGGAAGAAUUCUUAGCGUAAAUGUUUGAAAUUGCACGCCCAACGCGUGGCCUGUCGCUGUUCCUUGAAGCGACUUUACUACUACUACUGUACAGUACUGUACUGUACAGUACAAACUUAGCCUGAGUAAGAAAUCAAACGCC